AACUACUGUCCCGUUUGCAUAAAUUAACCUCAAGUUGUCUUGAGACGAAGGAUUCAAGAAACAGUCCAUCGUCUUCAGAUACAGUUAGCCUACAGUUCAACAGUCCAAUUUCAUCAACGAGAUCUGAUUACAAAGCUGAACGUCAAGAAAAUCAAUUGGUUUAUCCUCUUGCAACCAGUAUCAUUCCUUCACAAAUAAAAGAGUUGAACCAAAAUCCAUCCAAUACUUCAUAUGAACACUCAAUUGAAAGUUCAGACUUUUGUACAAAGAUGGAUACGAGACUAAGAAGUCCCCUUAAGAUGAAUACUUCAGAGUCAUUUUCUUGCUGUAUUCAACCAAUUAAUAAGAAAGCUGAUUUUCUAUGUAAUAAAUCCUCCAAACCUCAUACCUUUCGAUUACCAUUAAAAUAUCGUUGGUCACAAAUGAAAAAUCAAAAUAUAUUCAAAGUUGAAGAUAAGAAUGAUUACAAUUCCACCAGUCAACAGAAUUUAUCGUGUAGAAUCAAUGAUCGAUUUAUUUUUGAACCCAAAUGCCCUAAAUUCAUUGAUGAUCAUGAUCUAGUUUCAAACCAAUGGGGUAGUGUUACUGAUGAUCAAAAAGAAAAUAUUCGACAGAUUAUUAGUGAACAAAAUGUUUGGCGACCAUAUUUAAGCUGAAUGUGUUAUUUUUUUGCAAUUUUAUCCAUCUUAUGU
This is a messenger RNA of Trichobilharzia szidati, 692 nucleotides long. The record is from the annotation of a GenBank genome assembly. NCBI's taxonomy places the organism in Eukaryota, Metazoa, Platyhelminthes, Trematoda, Strigeidida, Schistosomatidae.